Messenger RNA from Dreissena polymorpha, 2802 nucleotides. Its product is annotated as inversin-like. The record is from RefSeq and is a predicted model, not a curated record. NCBI's taxonomy places the organism in Eukaryota, Metazoa, Mollusca, Bivalvia, Myida, Dreissenidae. The coding region runs from base 205 to 1797 and encodes 530 amino acids. Gene Ontology annotation, molecular function: protein binding. The transcript has 17 exons.
UCUUCAAUAUGGCGGAUUGAAAAGUUGCCAAAACAAUGUCUAGAUAAGAAUUGAUAGAAAACAAUGUUUACGCCAUUGUUUCAUUCAAAACAAUAGUGCUUAUAUUUGUGGCUUAUAAUUCACUAUUAUUUACUCCGUCUAAAGAAAGCCAGAAGUGACGUAUCCAUCUAGAUUCAACUCGUAUUCUGUGUAAACUUUAAGAAAAUGAGCAGUACCAGGGACUCCCCAGGUGUUAGUUCACCAGCUAUGGAAUCAACAGUGUCUGAUGAUACACCGGUUGCCAGCCCAAGGGAGGGGCCUUUCGACCAGUCCCAGUCACAGAAGCUUGAGGGCGUCACACAGAUACAUGCGGCUGCUGUGAACGGGGACAAGGCCUGGCUUGCAAGAGUCAUAACGGCCAACAUUGGAACUGGCCUACUGGACGCCGGGGACCAGUUCGGCCGCACACCCCUGAUGUUCUGUGUGCUGGCUGACCGACUGGAGUGUGCCGAACUACUGCUGAAGGCUGGGGCGCAUACCAACAUGAAGGACAAAGGGGGAAGGACCGCCCUUCACUGGGCAGCACACAAGGGUAAUGUUCGCCUGAUUAAGCUGCUGCUAUCGAAGGGUGCUGACUGCCAUAUGAAGGAUAACGAAGGCCAGACCGCUGUACACCUGUGUACAAGACACAAGUCACCCAAGUGCAUGACUCUGUUGCUACGGCAGCUGUCACCGGGGGAGAUUGAUGAUCAGGAUAGAAACAAGAGGACAGCAUUACACUGGGCUGCAUCCUAUGGGAAUUUAGAACACGUGAAAAUGCUGAUCAAGCAGGACUCGAACAUAGGCAUCCCUGACAUUGAGGGAAAAACGCCACUCCACUGGGCAGCUAGUAGUCGAGAUGCGGAGGCUGUCAACUGCGUCAGGCUUAUUUUGGACACGACCCCGAGUGUUAUAAACUGGCAGGAUUAUGAGGGAAGAACUGCCCUGCAUUUAGUGGUCGCUGAUGGUAACGAGGCCGUCGUUAAGGCACUGGUCGCUGUUGACAACUGCAAUGUUUCUGCCCUGGACAACAUGUUCAGGACCCCUCUACACUGGGCUGCUGUACUUGGUCAUUCAAAGAUCGUAUCACUGCUGCUGGACAACAAGGCGGAGUUCUCGAGUUCAGACCAGAACGGGGCCACACCUUUACACUACGCAGCGCAAAACAACUUUGACGAGACUGUUGAAGUGUUUCUGUCUCGCGCCAAUGUGACAGACGAAGCAGAUGUGGAGGGCAGGACGGCGUUCAUGUGGGCAGCGGGCAAGGGGGCGGACCAAGUGUUGGAGACCUUCCUCAAACACAACGUGGACAUACAGCAGGUCGACAAGAAUGGCGGCACAGCCCUGCAUGCUGCAGCGCUCUCAGGUCACGCCUCCUCAGUAAAGAUCCUGUUGAACCAUGGCGUCCAAAUCGAUGCGACAGACUUUAUGAAGCACACGCCGCUGUUCCGAGCCUGCGAGAUGGGACACACGGAUGUCGUGCAGAUGCUCAUUGACGAUGGGACACGCGUUGGGAUGCUUGACGAAGACGGACGGUCACCCCUGCAUUGGGCUGCACUGGGAGGCCACGCCUACAUCUGCCAGACCCUCAUCAAAUACGUUGUCGACCCAAAUAUCAAGGACUCCUCAGGGCGAACUCCAAUACAGUGUGCGGCCUACGGGGGAUACGUCAACUGUAUGUCUGUACUCCUUGAGCACAAGGCAGACCCUAACGCCAAUGACUGUGAGUUUUACCCAACAACUUACAAACCUGCUCAUGCCAACCUAGACCCCACCUAACUGAGUUAGGGGCAUCAAAAUUCAGAUCCUCCUCACAGUUCGGCUUAACAUGUCUAUGUUGUUUGAAAGCAGAAUUAAAAAGAGCCUGGACCUUAGCCUGAACCAUCAACUUAUUGGUAUACAAGUCUGGAUGAAGUGACUCGUCACCACAGCCACUAUACUCGUCAACUACAUUAGACGCAUUCGGUCGGGGUCGCAACGCUGACACUGUUGUGUCCAUACCAUCAGUAUCUUUAAAGAUUGCACUGCAGAGAGUACCUGAGACAGUCUGGGGAGUACUGAACACUGGCCCAGAAGGAUUCACACCUAACCUGGAGGCUCUUGUGUCACAUUAGACUGUGUAUUAACACCCGGUAUUGACACUUUGGGGUCCGAUUUGUGACUGUAUGUGCGAGAAGUGAAUGUCUGUUAAUGCAUAUGUAAAAAACCUUUUUCUGGGGACAAAUGACAUCUGAAAUGCUACAAAAAUCUUCUUAUCACCCCCAAAAAUGAGGGGAAAAAAAUGCUCGAAAGAGCCUUAAGUACCAUUUUGUUCAAUUUAGAAUACCGCUGAAGAGUGUUGUUAACUCUGUUCUCAUAUAUGUUACUUUCUAUGCCUUAAGAAACUCAAAGCCAUGCUUAUUUUUGGAUUAAAACUAUGUUUUCAACAUGUACCCAAAAAGUUUUUUCUGAGCCUCUUAAUUUCCAACUUAAAAUGCAUUUGCAUGUGUUAUUCCCAAUGCCUUUUUUUUAAUAAAUCUUCACUUGAGCUUGACAGUACUCUAUAUUCUUUCUGAAAAUACAUCAUACUUAUUACAAAAAAUUGUUUUGUUAAAAUCAGAAAGGGUUGGGUUCUCUUAAAGGUCACAUAACCCCAAACCGGAACUCCUGUUUUUAGGGGUUACAUGCAGUCAGUUUGAUACUUAGCACACACUGUUGAGCGCAUGCUGCAUAGGAUUUGUAAAAUACAUUGCAAAUGGUUGUUUUUGGUAUUAAUUUGAAGGUAUAUUUGUAAGCAAUAAAAAA